AUGUCAGAUAAUGUCAAUUCUUCCGGUUCUAUUCCUUCAAAUGUUGUUCCUGUAUCUGAAGACCCUGAAAUUCUUCGUCGCCGAAAACGUGAAUCCAAUCGUAAAGAUUAUCAAAAACAUAAGGAAAGGCGUCGUAGAAACAGACCCAGAAUUUCGGAACUCCGAGAGCGUGAAGCUCAAAUUGCAAAGCGUGAGGCCCUAAUUGCAGAAUAUGAGGCACAACUUAUGGACCGUGAAGCUCAACUCAUAAGUUUUAUUUAUGCCAACGGUCUAAUUCCUCCAGACCCUCCUUCUAUGACUAUGAUACUUUCUUCGAAUACGGUUACUUAUAGUGACUUGAUUUCUGGUAAUGAAGAAGUUGAUUUAUGCGAAAGUCAUGCUCCAAUACUUUCAUCCAUUGUUUCAAGCAAUUCAUUGAUUGAUACCGAAUUAUACAAUUUGGAAAGCAAUGAAAUUGAAUUAGAUGAAAAUCAUGCUCAAGCAUUUCCAUCAAUUAUUUCUAUGAACCAGUUUUAG
Racocetra fulgida is the source of this 516-nucleotide messenger RNA. The record is from the annotation of a GenBank genome assembly. Lineage: Eukaryota; Fungi; Glomeromycota; Glomeromycetes; Diversisporales; Gigasporaceae.